Molecule: messenger RNA, 2491 nt
Organism: Linum trigynum
Lineage: Eukaryota; Viridiplantae; Streptophyta; Magnoliopsida; Malpighiales; Linaceae
Source: the annotation of a GenBank genome assembly
CUUUAUUUAUAUUAAAUUUCUUCACUCUCUGCUCGAUAACAUCAACUUCAUUUUACACAAUUAGAAAAAAAAAUAGAUAUGUCUCCCCAAACAUAAAUAAGAUUGGUUGUUUAGAAUAUAAAAUAUACCGAGAAAAUUAAUUAUAUGGAUGUGGGCGGGUAUCCAUGGGGCGGGUUUACCCAAACCCAACGCGGUGAAUAGUGAACGGGUUUAAACCCAAACCCGGCCCAAAACCCGUCAACAAGGAUUUUACUCGCGUUGACCGGGUUGGGUCGGGUGGGUACCCGUGGGUUCGGUUUUUGUUGCCAUCCCUACUUCAAAGCUCCAUCCUCCCCGUAAUUAUAUUAUAGUAUAAACCAGUGUUAGUAAGACCGGACCGAGCCGGCCGACCGGACUGCUAAAGCUGCCACCGAGCCUCAAAAUCAGCUCGGGCCAAUCAUUUAACCCCUACGGUUUUAUAGAGUGGUCGGCAAGCGGCCGAGGCGGUUAACCGCUCGAGCCGGUCGCUCAGUUUUCCCCUUCAGACCAUUCUGUUUAAUAAAAAAAAUAAAAAAUAAAAUUAAAAAUUGAAGAAGAGCGGCGCCAGACCCUGCCGCCGUCAACACUUCUCGUCCCGGCUUCACUUCGGCAUCGUCGUCAUCCCAAGUCAGCAUAGCUACUCCGAGCUCGCCAUCGCCAGUCUCCGUCCCCGUCCCCGUCCCCACUUCCCGUAGCAACUCCUCCGCUCUGUCGUCACUUCCCGACACGAUGCUUCCCGUCGCCAUCCCUAGUCUAUGUAGUCGCUCCCACACUCCCUACUCCCGGUUCCCUGCUCGCCAUCGCCAGUCCCCGUCCCCUCUUCCCGUAGCUCCUCCUCUGAUAGUCAUGAUUCUAGAAGUUUUGUUACUCAUGUUUUGGAAUUGUUAAUAGUUAAGAGUGUAAUUUGCUAAUUUAGUCAUGGUUUACCAUGAUUAAGAAGUGUCAACUAUUUAUACUGAUUGUUUAUUAGGUAUCGGUUUUCUAACGAUUUUUAAACGGUUUAAUGUCGACUUGACUGCUAAAAUCUGUGUUGUUCACAUUAUCGAGUCGUAUUCUGGUUCGCUUUUGACAACAUUGGUAUAAACUAUUAAAAUUGUCUGACUUUGGGAUUUGAUAGAGAGAGAGGGGGACGGAGGGGGAAGGAAAAGGUUUGAAGCGGCCGUCAUUCGUACCACCAUUUUCCAAAGUAGUUUCCCCAAAUCUUUCUCCGGCGUACCCUGCCCUUGCCACUCGCUAACCGACGAACGUGGUGGACAUCGCCUACUACCGCCGGCAAAAAGGUCCCCCAAUUAUUGACCAAAUCUGUAUAAUGGGUUGGAUUUAACCCAACUCGUUACUCAUUUAUGGGUUAGUUUUGAGUUCAACAUUACUCAAAUCAAAUUUACCCGGAAAACUCUCUCUCUAAACUUUAUUUUGAAUUUGAAGCUCUCCCUUCUCUCUAAACUUUGGUUUUUCACUUUUUCCCCUUUCAUUCAGGGCUGCCGCCGGUUCCCCUGGGUGUCCGGCGGUAGGCCAACCUCUUUUCUUUCCUGUUUUUUUAUUUUCUUGCUUGUCCUACUGCCUUUCUCCUCCCCUUGUUGGCUUUUUCCAGAUCCUUGUGGUCUUUCUCCAAGUGGUUUUAUCCACAGUGUUUUCUGGUUCGUAGAUCUGUUUGGCCUUGCUCCUUGGAUCCAAAAAUUGCAGCUUGGGGACCUUCUAAUGGUGGUUUGCGAUUGGGGGUCUGCUCCAUGUUGGUGUGCUCAUCUCUUUUGGUGGGCAGAUUCACUAUUCCUCCCUUCUUUCUACCUUUGGUUUGCUUGAUUCCUGUCGGUUGACUGUUGUGGGGUCUGGUGUCAUUUUUGGUGUUGUGGGUUGUGGUUCGCUGGUUCUCUGGAGAUGGUGAAGAAGAAUCUUCUCUUUCCCGGUUCCUGGUCAUCCAUGCCUCCGGCUUCUUCGGCCUCUUUCAGCUCAGAGCAUCCCGGUUUCAGCCUGCUCACCGCACCGAGAUUUCUCUUCCAUGAGAUUCACUGUGAUGGGUCGUCUUUGAACGAUCCCCAGGUGGCGACUUUUGGCGUUGCAAUGUUCAAUAGCCAUGGGCUUGUCUGGUUUCGGGCGAGUUGAAACCUUGCUUGUGCUGUGCUGAUUGUUGUGGAAGCAAGGGGUUCUGGGUUCACUUUGAUAGCCUUCUGUUUUGGAUUCUUCUGUUGGAUUCAAUCUUUUCGAGUUCUUUCUGGCUUUUGCUUUGGUUUGGAUUGCUCUGACUUUUGAGUUCAUUAUUGUUUUGUUUUCAUUGUGUUUCUCCCACUCCUUGUAACUGUGAUUCUCAAUGCAAUACAAGUGCUCCUAUUGUAAAAAAAAAAAAAAAUCCAUUUUACAUUAUCAAGGGUAUAUUGACAUUCCACCUAAUACUUGUUUUAGAAUAUCACACGUUAAAUAACUAUUUAACUAAACGAGCUAGUUGGAGCUAAUUGCAAUAUAAAUAACGCACAUGUCA